AUGCGUACGCAAGCCAGGAACGAGUUUGAGAAAGAUUUCUUCAAGCUCAUGAAUAACAGCGUUUUCGGUAAGACAAUGGAGAACAUCCGGAACAGAGUGGACAUCCGACUAACCACAAAAGACGAACAAGUCGACAAGUGGACUGCUCAACCAAACUUUAAGAGCAGGACGAUAUUCACCGAACAGUUGGCAGCCGUUCACAUGUCAAAAACGAAAUUGAUGUUCAAUAAAGCAAUCUACGUCGGCAUGAGCAUUCUGGACGUGUCGAAAACGCUGAUGUACGACUUCCACUACAACGUCAUCAAGAGGCGGUACGGUCACAAAGCCCAACUUCAAUAUACAGACACCGACUCGCUAACGUACCACAUCCAGACGACCGACUUGUACAAAGACAUCAAAGACAUGAUCGAUCUGUUCGACACCAGCGACUACCCUCAGCCCAACCGUUACAACAUGCCUCGAGUCAACAAAAAGGUACUAGGGAAGAUGAAAGACGAGCUCAACGGCAGAAUCAUGUACGAGCACGUAGGACUUCGCUCGAAAAUGUACUCCAGCAGAUCCGAAGGCGGAGUGAUCAAAAAGUCGAAAGGUGUCAAAAAGACAACGAUAGAAAACCACCUGACCUUCGACGAUUACAAACAGUGUCUGUUCACCUCAGGUAUACAAUACGGUUCGAUGAACAUGAUCCGGAGCUUUUAA
Homalodisca vitripennis (glassy-winged sharpshooter) is the source of this 699-nucleotide messenger RNA. RefSeq lists its product as uncharacterized. Lineage: Eukaryota; Metazoa; Arthropoda; Insecta; Hemiptera; Cicadellidae. The transcript has a single exon. The record is from RefSeq and is a predicted model, not a curated record. The coding region runs from base 1 to 699 and encodes 232 amino acids.